UGAUCUCCCCUUCUCCUCCCUACCCACCAGCCAAAUUCGACCGUUAGCGGGUCUCCUUCGUCUCCUCUCUCGCUGCCGUCCCGAUCGGAAUGGAGGGAGGAGGAGGGAGCCACUGCCGGAGCCGGGCCCUCCACCGGCCGUCGCCCUCCUUCCGUCUCCGGAGCCCCAGCCUCAACACCGUCCGCCUCCGCCGCAUCUUCGACCUUUUCGACCACAACGGCGACGGUGAGAUCACCGUCGACGAGCUCGCCCUCGCCCUCGACCGCCUCGGCCUCGGCGCCGACCGCGAUGAGAUCGCGUCCACCGUCGCCACGUACAUCCCCCUCGGGCGCGCCGGCCUCGCUUUCGACGACUUCGAGGCCCUCCACCGAUCCCUCGGCGACACCUUCUUCGGCGCUGCGGCCCCCGGCGACGAAGGGGCCGCGGCGGCAGAGGAGAAGGAGGAGCAGGACAUGAGGGAGGCGUUCCGGGUGUUCGACGAGGACGGCGACGGCUUCAUCUCGGCGGCUGAGCUCCAGGUGGUGCUGGCCAAGCUCGGCCUCCCGGAGGCGCGGAACAUCGCGAGAGUCCGCGAGAUGAUUUGCUCCGUCGAUCAGGACCGCGAUGGACGGGUGGAUUUCGGCGAGUUCAAGCACAUGAUGCAGGGCAUAUCCGUUAGGGGCGCCUGAUGGACGGUCCGUGAUACGUCCUCUUUUUUCCUGUUAUUAGUUUUUGCCUCGCUAUUUCCAUUCCCCGUUCCAAGCCAUCGCCUUUCUGCCGAUCAUGAGGUCAUGUCUCUGGAGAACGAGAGGGUGGAAUUAAUUAACAACCCUCCUAUUUUCUCUCUCUUUUUAAUGUAGUGUUGUUUUCUAAGUAGUUGUAUAUUGGAGUGUUUAAUUAACACUUUGACUUCGUCAAUAGGGAUGAAGGACAAUAUAAUUUGAAAGGAUAAUUCUCCAAGUAGACUCUCUUUGCAGGCUAAUGUUAUCGAAUUUUGUUUCUUUA
Molecule: messenger RNA, 984 nt
Organism: Phoenix dactylifera (date palm)
Lineage: Eukaryota; Viridiplantae; Streptophyta; Magnoliopsida; Arecales; Arecaceae
Product: putative calcium-binding protein CML27
Molecular function (GO): calcium ion binding
Source: RefSeq, a predicted model, not a curated record